AUGAAUACUCCCGAUGCCGAUGAGUACGUUCACACAAAAGUAGCCUCACUGCCCCUGAAGCCCACAGAAGCCACUGUCAUAUUCGAGAACGAAUACUUCCAAGUCAGGCGAUCGGAUCUCGCAGGAUGGGGUGCUUUCGCAGUUCGAGAGCUCAAAGAAGGGGAUCAGAUCCUCUUGGAAAAGCCACUCUUCACGGCCACCAACCUGACCCUCUUUGAUGGGUUCGCCAGCUUGAGCAAGCCGCUGCAAGAGGUGGCUUACAGCCUCCAUGCAAACAAUAACUUCCAUGCAGCCUAUCCAGUAGAAGUAUUGAUCUGGAAGACAAACGCCUUCUCAACUGCCAACCCAUCGAAAGGCCGUUGCUACGAUGAAGCAGGUCUGUUCCCAAUCGCUUCUCGGUUCAACCACGCCUGUGAGCCGAUGAAUAGUGUCAAAUGGCACUACAACCACGCCGAUGGAAAUCUCAAGAUGACCAUCCAAGCGAAGAGUAUUGAAGCUGGCAAGGAACUUACUAUUACGUAUGAUACCCUGAGCCCUAUGGCACUUUAUGAUAGAUAUGGAUUCCAGUGUAGUUGCGGGGGAUGUCCUGGGCUCUCGGACUGGGAGUUGAAGGAGCGAGAGGAAUGUCAAUGGUAG
Molecule: messenger RNA, 636 nt
Organism: Fusarium graminearum PH-1
Lineage: Eukaryota; Fungi; Ascomycota; Sordariomycetes; Hypocreales; Nectriaceae
Exons: 2
Coding region: 1-636 (211 amino acids)
Molecular function (GO): protein binding
Source: RefSeq, a predicted model, not a curated record